AUGUUUCGCUCGCGCUUCCCUAGGAUAGGGCGCUCUGUGCAGAAGAACUUCUUCAGAAGCAUUUCCCAACAUGUGCCGCCAUUGAAGCACGAUUUCACAAAUGGCAUUCCUGAAUUCAUUGGACCUCAAGCUUUCGAGCUGUCAUGGACUUCAUAUCAAAAACUCAUGGUGGACAAAUUGAGUGAUGCUAUAGCUGGAGUUCCCCAUCUCGAUGGAAAACAACCCAAAGAAAUCGCUCUUCUGUGUGCGCGAGAUCCAGACCAGGCGGCAACUUUCAACUAUGCUUCUAUGGCAUUCAAUAACAACUUCUUUUUCAACUGCCUCCAACCCAAUCCAGUUAGCGAACCCGUCAUGUCAGAGAAACUCCGAGCCGCCAUCGAGAACUCUUUUUCCUCAGUCGAUGGGCUCAAAAGGGAAUUCGUCAUUACUGCUAGUAAAAUGUUUGGGCCCGGAUUCGUCUGGUUAAUGAAGGAUAGAUUCGACCGACUGUCCUUAAUGACUACAUAUUUAGCCGGCUCACCAUUUCCUGGUGCACAUCAUAGAAGACAACCAAAGGAUAUGAAUACCGAAAGUGAAAGUGUGACGGACUUUUACAGACAGAAGUUGGCGGCACCACCUGUAAACACAGUAGGAGCACAUGGACAUUUAAGCAAAGAGAGGAAACCACCGGGAGGGAUUGAAGUCACACCCAUUCUCUGCGUCAAUACAUGGGAACACGUAUGGAUUGCCGAUUAUGGAAUGGGAACUGAUGAUAUAGGAGGAAAGAAAGUUUACGUGGAAAAUUGGUGGAACGUCAUUGAUUGGAGUGUUGUGGCGGAUCUUGCAGCUUUGUCUGGUAACUCGGCUUCAAAGCUUGAGAGGAAUUAG
Molecule: messenger RNA, 867 nt
Organism: Botrytis deweyae
Lineage: Eukaryota; Fungi; Ascomycota; Leotiomycetes; Helotiales; Sclerotiniaceae
Exons: 2
Coding region: 1-867 (288 amino acids)
Biological process (GO): superoxide metabolic process
Molecular function (GO): metal ion binding; superoxide dismutase activity
Source: RefSeq, a predicted model, not a curated record